AUGGGUACGUCAAGCGAGGUUUCUCUCGCACAUCAUAGAGAUAUCUUCCAUUACUACGUCUCACUGAAGACUUUUUUCGAGGUGACUGGCGAAAAUCGUGACAGGUCAAAUUCGACACGAGCUCAAAAGGCCAGAGCCAAGCUGUUGAAGCUAUCUUCUUCGCAAUUUUACGAGCUGAGUACAGACGUGUCCGAUGAGCUGCAGAGGAGAAUCGGUGAAGAUGCUAACCAACCAGAUUACCUUUUGCCGAAGGCAAAUUUCCACAUGAAAAGGAACCAGGCUAGACAGAAACUGGCCAAUCUAUCACAAACUCGAUUUAAUGAUUUGUUGGACGAUAUCCUUUUUGAGAUCAAGAGAAGAGGGUUCGACAAGGAUUUGGAUGCUCCACGGCCCCCAUUACCGCAGCCGAUGAAACAAGAGGUCAGCAAAGACAGCGAUGAUACUGCAAGAACAUCCACAAAUUCUUCCUCUGUGACUCAAGUAGCUCCAAACGUCUCCGUACAACCUUCUUUGGUCAUUCCUAAGAUGGCAUCUAUCGAUUGGUCUUCUGAGGAAGAAGAAGAGGAGCAAGUAAAGGAGAAGCCAAAUGAACCGGAGGGAAAACAAACAAGCAUGGAUGAAAAGAAAGAGGCUAAACCUGCUCUAAACCCCAUAGUUACAGAUUCUGAUCUGCCUGACUCCCAAGUGCUCGCUCGUGAUAUCACAUCAAUGGCAAGGACUCCAACAACGACGCAUAAAAAUUACUGGGACGUUAAUGAUUCUCCAAUUAUCAAGGUAGAUAAAGAUAUCGAUAACGAAAAGGGUCCCGAACAGUUGAAGAGCCCUGAAGUACAACGGGCUGAGAACAAUAACCCUAACUCAGAGAUGGAAGACAAGGUUAAAGAACUGACUGAUUUAAACAGCGACUUACAUUUGCAAAUUGAAGAUUUGAAUGCUAAGUUAGCAUCUUUAACCAGCGAGAAGGAAAAGGAGAAGAAGGAAGAGAAGGAGGAAAAAGAAAAGGAAAAGAACUUAAAGAUUAACUACACCAUUGAUGAAAGUUUUCAGAAAGAAUUGCUGUCAUUAAACUCUCAAAUCGGUGAAUUAUCAAUUGAGAAUGAAAAUUUGAAGCAGAAAAUUUCAGAAUUCGAACUGCAUCAAAAAAAGAAUGACAACCAUAAUGAUUUGAAAAUCACUGACGGUUUUAUUAGCAAGUACUCUUCUGCCGAUGGGCUCAUUCCAGCUCAAUACAUCUUAAACGCUAACAACUUGAUAAUUCAAUUUACUACUAGGCUUUCCGCAGUACCCAUAGGCGACUCCACGGCAAUUUCCCAUCAAAUUGGCGAAGAGUUAUUUCAAAUAUUAUCCCAGUUAUCGAACCUAAUCUCCCAGCUAUUACUAUCGGCCGACCUAUUACAGUACAAAGAUCAGGUCAUUUUACUGAAGGCAUCAUUAUCGCAUGCGAUCACAUCGAUAAGAUAUUUCUCUGUUUACGGUCCCGUAUUAAUUCCGAAAAUAACUGUGCAAGCUGCUGUUUCAGAGGUUUGUUUUGCCAUGUGUAAUCUAAUUGAUUCAGCGAAAAUAAAAUCCGAUUCAAAUGGUGAGAGCACCACCUCUAAUGAAGGUAACCGACAGGUAUUAGAAUAUUCUUCACCAACUGCUACCACCCCAAUGACGCCAACUUUCCCCUCGACUUCUGGAAUAAAUAUGAAGAAGGGGUUUAUAAACCCAAGAAAACCAGCAUCUUUCUUGAAUGAUGUGGAGGAAGAAGAAUCUCCAGUCAAGCCAUUGAAAAUUACACAAAAGGCAAUUAACAGUCCGAUCAUAAGACCGUCAUCGUCUAAUGGAGUUCCAACAACCUCAAGAAAACCUUCAGGAACGGGGCUAUUUAGUUUAAUGAUUGAUUCAUCAAUUGCUAAGAAUAGCUCCCAUAAAGAGGAUAAUGAUAAAUAUGUCUCGCCCAUAAAGGCAGUAACAUCGGCCUCCAAUUCUGCAAGUAGCAAUAUUUCCGAAAUUCCUAAACUAACACUACCUCCACAAGCCAAAAUCGGUACUGUUAUUCCACCGUCAGAGAAUCAAGUUCCCAAUAUUAAAAUCGAGAAUACAGAAGAGGAUAAUAAAAGGAGUGACAUAACAAAUGAAAUCUCUGUUAAACCAACUUCUAGCAUUGCUGAUAAACUGAAACAAUUUGAGCAAAGUUCCGAAAAGAAAUCAUCACCAAAGGAAAAUCCUAUAGCAAAAGAAGAAAUGGAUUCAAAACCAAAACUAUCCAAUAAAUUUAUCACUUCAAUGAAUGAUGUGUCCACAGAUGAUUCAAGCUCUGAUGGUAACGAAAAUGACGAUGCAGACGAUGAUGAUGAUUUUACCUAUAUGGCAUUGAAACAAACAAUGAAGAGAGAAGGUUCAAAAAUUGAAAAAAAUAAUGACAGCAAACUACCUGCAAAUAUAGUGGAACUUGAUUUACAUGAGUCACCGGAGUCCGUGAAGAUUGAAUCUCCUGAAUCGAUAAAGGAAAUCACGUCAUCUGAAAUGUCUUCAGAAAUGCCAAGUAGUUCGCUGCCUAAGAGAUUAGUAGAGGAUGUUGAGCCUUCAGAAAUGCCAGAGAAGGGCGCAUCUGUAGAAUCAGUCAGGAAGAAAAAUUUUCAAGAACCACUUGGUAAUGUCGAAUCUCCGGAUAUGACGCAGAAGGUCAAGUCUUUGGGUAUGACAGGAAAGGCUGUAGGCCCAGAAUCAGAUAGUAGGGUCGAAUCUCCGGGCAUGACAGGACAGAUUAAAUCUUUGAAUAUGGCAGGAAAAGUUGUAGGCCCAGAAGCAGAUAGUAGGGUCGAAUCUCCGGGCAUGAAAGAGCAGAUUAAGUCUUUGGGUAUGACAGGAAAAAUUACAGCUCAAGAAUCAAUCAAGUCCCCGGAAGCGGCUAGGAAGUUGGCGUCAUCAGGAGAAGUUGACAAAAUUGAAUCUCCAAGAAUGGUAAGGGAAAGCGAGUCCUUGGAGGCAGUAGGCAAUACUAUCCCCUCAAACAUGACAGUGAAAAUGGAAUCCCCAAAUUUAAAGGGAAAUACUGUGUCUGAACCUCAAGAAAUAAGGAGAGACAUUGCCUCCUCAGAGCCGAUAGAGAAUGUUGACCCCCCAAAAGUACUAAAAAAGAUUGUCUUUCCAAAGGCUGUUAAUAGAACUGGAUCACCAAAAUCAGUCGAAAAGACUCCAUCUUCAGCUACACUGAAAAAGAGCGGGCUCCCAGAACCGAAUAGCCAAAUUGUUUCUCCUGAAUUGGCAAAAAAUUCACCUCUAGCACCGAUAAAGAAAAAUGUCGAGUUACGAGAAACUAAUAAACCACAUACUGAGACUAUCACUUCUGUGGAACCAACAAACAAGGAUGCCAAUACUUCUUGGAGAGACGCCGACUUAAACCGUACGAUCAAACGAGAGGAGGAGGACGAAGAUUUUGAUAGAGUGAACCACAAUAUCCAGAUCACUGGUGCAUAUACGAAAACUGGAAAAAUUGAUUAUCAUAAAAUACCUGUUGAUCGUAAAGCAAAAAGCGAAGCAGAAGUGCAUACUUCCGAGGAAGAUAUUGAUGAAUCAAAUAAUGUUAAUGGAAAAAGAGCUGAUGCCCAAAUACACAUCACUGAAAGAAAGCAUGCUUUCGUAAAUCCAACUGAAAAUUCACAGGUAAAAAAGACGAGCCACUCACCAUUUUUAAACAGUAAACCGGUUCAAUACGAGAACUCAGAGUCGAACGGCGGCAUUAACAACCACAUAAAGAUAAAAAAUACUGGAGAAACUACGGCACAUGACGAGAAACAUUAUAGUGAUGAUGAUGAUUCUAGCUAUCAAUUUGUUCCCAUGAAACAUGAAGAACAAGAACAAGAACAAAACAGAAGUGAGGAAGAGGAAAGUGAAGAUGACGAUGAAGAGGAAGAAGACAGUGAUUUUGAUGUGGAUACAUUUGACAUUGAAAAUCCGGAUAAUACACUAUCAGAGUUACUAUUGUAUUUAGAACAUCAAACAAUGGACGUCAUAUCCACGAUUCAAUCGCUUUUGACAUCGAUCAAGAAACCACAGGUGACGAAGGGUAAUUUGAGGGGAGAAUCGAAUGCAAUCAACCAAGUCAUAGGUCAAAUGGUGGACGCUACUAGCAUAUCAAUGGAGCAAAGCAGAAAUGCCAAUUUGAAGAAACACGGUGAUUGGGUGGUGCAAAGUCUAAGAGACUGUUCGCGUAGAAUGACAAUUUUGUGCCAAUUAACUGGCGAUGGAAUACUAGCGAAGGAAAAGAGCGAUCAAGAUUAUGCUGACAAAAACUUCAAACAGCGGUUGGCAGGGAUUGCGUUUGAUGUUGCCAAAUGUACAAAGGAGCUGGUAAAAACUGUAGAAGAGGCAAGUUUGAAGGACGAAAUAAAUUAUUUGAAUUCGAAGUUGAAGUAA
Molecule: messenger RNA, 4401 nt
Organism: Saccharomyces cerevisiae S288C
Lineage: Eukaryota; Fungi; Ascomycota; Saccharomycetes; Saccharomycetales; Saccharomycetaceae
Gene: SPA2
Product: Spa2p
Exons: 1
Coding region: 1-4401 (1466 amino acids)
Biological process (GO): MAPK cascade
Cellular component (GO): cellular bud tip; cell tip; site of polarized growth
Source: RefSeq, marked reviewed